ACAAAAACUGGUUUCAAUUUAGCGUUUGUUUAUUAUACCUUGCUGGUCAUUUUCUUCCAACUUUCCAAGCGAAGGGACAAAGGGAAGGAAGAUCAAAAGGAAUCUAUCAAAAGUAAUGGUUAUGCACGCAGAGAGUCAAAUGAGCGCCUACGGUUACAACUACGAGCCCGCCGCUGCGGCAUCGGGAUAUCUAGCCAACUCCCGCGGGCCUUCGACGUUCGGGAACCCGGCAGCGAGCGGGUAUGGGAUGCCGGGGUCGGCCUACGGGUCCCCGUACGGCUCUGUAACUCAAUCGGCUGCGAUUCAAGGCAUCUCUGCAUCCGUGGCAUCCGGAGUGAGUCCAGUCUCUCAUCCGUCGCACCAUCAACAUGGGAUGCAAGGAGCAGCUUCGGGAUACUCGAGUGCUCCUCCUCUAGGAUCGGGGUCUGGAGGAUUCCAUGGCUUCUCACCAGCAGCUUAUGCUCCAACUGGACACUCAUCUUACGGAGGACUGAUGAACCAAUACCAGAACUGCCAAGGAAUAGGAGAAUCUGUUCUCCAUCAAGAUACAAAUCACGUGAUGGGAAGUGACGUCAUGCUGGGAAAAGGCAAGAAAAAGAAAAUGCGAAAACCGAGAACGAUUUACUCGAGUCUCCAACUGCAGGCACUCAACAGAAGAUUCCAACAAACACAAUAUCUCGCUUUGCCUGAAAGAGCGGAAUUAGCAGCUACGUUGGGACUCACGCAGACUCAGGUUAAAAUUUGGUUCCAAAACCGUCGUUCAAAAUGCAAGAAGUUGAUGAAACAAGGGAUCCACGACAAAGAUAAUCCUCUUAUGUCGCCCGGAAGCAACAGCAGCAACAACAACAAUGCUGGCUCCCCUGGAUCGAUUACGUCACCAAUGAUGACGUCAAUGGCCCCGAACGCGCCCCCGUCCGAGCUGGGCACGCCAGGAAGCACAGCGAACAGCCAGGAAGGUAUCAUAGGCGGUAUACCCCAGCCGACUUCUUGGACCCCGCCAUCGGUUGAAGAACAAACAUCGCCAAUUCCUCAGAACUCCAUGUCCCCAAACCACAAUAUGACGUCCCCGCACCCCAGCGGCGGUGUGAACACGUCACCUUACACGAUGAUGACGUCACACCACGGCAUGACGUCACAGCACCACCAGGCGAUGAAAACGGAAAUGUCGUCACCGGUACCGACAAACGGAAGUCCGAGCAUCAUGACGUCAUAUCCGAUAAACAACGGGGCGUUGGUACACGGACCCAUUACUGACCCACCGGUUCCCGGGUACGCCGCCGGGCCACCCAUGCACCACCAAGUGAACCCGGCCAUGCAGCCCCACCAUAUGAUGUCUGCUUCGUUCUGGUACUCUGGCGCCGAGGGAGACCCAUCUCAGCAAAACUUACAGCAUAUGGAGAACCGAGGGAUUCGGGACUCGGGUUACUUAAAAUAAUGAAACGCUUCCAUGAUAUUUUACUCGUAACGACGCAGCGAUUUCUCGCUUAACGACAGAAACUCGAAGGUGAAACACCGGCCAAGGACCCGUUGAGAUUCCGAAACUGUUCCCACAGCCGCAGACCUUUAGAACGUGCCUUACACAUAUCAUUAUAUUCACAUUGAGUUUUCUGUUUUAAAAUCAAACGCUUAAUUGCUAUAACUCAGCACAUACGCCAGCACGACAAUAAUUGUCCCUAUAAGUUGUAGAUCAGAUGUUAUUCACGGCAGCACAAAGAUUUGCACAAAACACAAACUUUUGAUUUUUAUUGGCAUUGACAUUUCGUGUGUACAUAUCGUUCGCCUCGACCUGUUUGAGGCACAACCAGUAUUUAUUAGGCCAAUGCGCGUCUUCAAGAGCAAGAGAUUUACUUUUCGGGCCUGGCGCCAUAGCGGUCUGGUAUCGUUUCUUUUUGCGUCGUAAUUUGCUACGUUUUUGGGCUACUUUAUGUAUUUUCUGUGCUGGUCGAAAAACGUGCACAUUACACAAUUUGUUUACCAACACCCACGUCCACUUUUGCAUUCUAUUUCACUAUGAUUCUGCUAUUCCAUUUUAAAGCGUGCUGAACCGAUAUAUUAGUAAAUAUAAAACACAAUUGUUGUUAAACUAAAGCUACAUCAGUACGUUUAUGUACGGUCUGUAUAUCAUAUUUUCGGCAAUUGUUUUAAUAAACAUUCAGCACACUUUUA
Ciona intestinalis (vase tunicate) is the source of this 2166-nucleotide messenger RNA. The record is from RefSeq and is a predicted model, not a curated record. Lineage: Eukaryota; Metazoa; Chordata; Ascidiacea; Phlebobranchia; Cionidae.